Erythranthe guttata (spotted monkey flower) is the source of this 1542-nucleotide messenger RNA. Its product is annotated as RNA-binding (RRM/RBD/RNP motifs) family protein. Gene Ontology annotation, biological process: regulation of gene expression. Gene Ontology annotation, cellular component: chromatin; nucleoplasm. Gene Ontology annotation, molecular function: RNA binding. The record is from RefSeq and is a predicted model, not a curated record. NCBI's taxonomy places the organism in Eukaryota, Viridiplantae, Streptophyta, Magnoliopsida, Lamiales, Phrymaceae.
AAAUAUAUCGGCUGCGUCUACAUUUAACUCUGGUAGGGUUUCGGCCAAAUUGAAAUUCGCCGACAAAGUUCAUAAGAAUCGACCAAUCGAGCCUCAAUUCAGGCUUAUCUUUAACCCCUGCUUCUUGUACCCACUGCAAACAGCCAUCUCCAACCGCCGUCAAAAAUUCCAAACGCCGUUACCAUGGAUGAGCAUCAAAUUGGCAGCAAAAUCGACCCUAGGCUACAAGAGGAAAACGACGACGAUCAGAGAAGCCCCGAUAACAUGAACUACGAGAGUUCUCGCCGUCACGCCGGCAACGAAGCUAGUCCUGGUAAAAUAUUUAUCGGAGGUCUUGCUCGAGAAACAACAUCUGCACAAUUCGUAAAGCAUUUUGGUAAAUACGGAGAAAUCACGGAUUCGGUGAUAAUGAAGGACCGGAAUACAGGGCAGCCUCGAGGGUUCGGGUUUGUGACAUACGCUGAUGCUGCUGUGGUUGAUAGGGUUAUUGAGGACACACACACUUUUCAUGGAAAACAAGUAGAAAUAAAGAGAACUAUACCAAGAGGAGGGGGCUCCAAAGAUUUCAAGACAAAGAAGAUCUUCGUUGGUGGUCUUCCAACAACUGUAGACGAAGAUGAAUUCAGGGGCUUCUUUUCUAAUUACGGAGAAGUGGUGGAGCAACAAAUUAUGAGGGAUCACUCGACUGGUAGGUCUCGUGGCUUUGGAUUCGUCACAUUUGAAUCUGAUCGCUCUGUUGAUGAUCUUUUAGCAAAUGGUAACCGGAUCGACUUUCAUGGAGCUCAGGUGGAGAUAAAAAAGGCAGAGCCGAAGAAGCCAAGCCUAUUACCUCCACCAUCGAGGCGUCAAAGUAAUUCCAGACCUCCAUUUGGCGGUGCGCUCGAAGAUACUUACGGUGAAUACGGUGGUCGUUUUAGCGGAAACAGUUUUGGCCCCACUUCUUAUAGAUCAAGCGGGCCCUACGGAGGUGGACCCUACGGAGGUAGACCGAGUCCUUACGGCGGUUAUGGUGGACCUGAGUACGGUGAUUAUGGUGGAUACGGUGCUGGGGGUGGCUAUGGAGGUUUUAGGGCGGAUCCUUCGUUAGAAUAUUCCCGUUUUGGGGGUGGCUUCGGUCGAGGCUAUGAUGUAGGUAAUGAGUAUGGUGGGCCCGGAGAUAGCUAUGCAGGGUAUGGUGGUGGUGGUGGUGCGUAUGGUGGUGGUGGUGGUUAUGAUGGUGGUUAUGGUGGCCGUGGUGGAGGUUCGUUUUAUGGAAACCGAGGAGGGUAUGGCGGUGGUGGUGGUGGUGGAAGUGGAAGGUACCAUCCUUAUGGAAGGUAGGGAAUAAUGGAGGCUUUACAAAUAUGAGAGUAGUGUGUUGUUAGUGUUUUGUUAUAUAGAACUCUAUUUGUGUUGAACAAAUUGGUACAACUUUUUAAGGCUAAUUUUCUGAUUGGAAUGGAAAUUAAAACUGAAAUUCAGUCUGAAAUGACUUCCAAAUGCAUGUAGAUUUAUUUGUCUAUCAUUUUACCAAUUUGUUAAUUGUAUGAAUUGAUUUUUUUU